AUGAGCACACCUUCAUCUCAACUACAUUGGCUCACCCCUCGGCAUCAUACCUCUAUGAGCGCAAACCUUGUGCAACUGACAGCAGAAAGCGGAACGACGACCAACCCCAUCAGAAUUAAACGAACGGUCGUCGCGCCUAUUUCCGAAAGUCCUGACGCUGUGUGUCCACUGUCCGCCCAAUCCGCCGUCAAGUACGACCAGUCCACUCCGGUACAUUUUGGUCCUUCGCGUCCGGUUAUUAUGGACAAAAGCGAGUUGGAAAAGUUGUGGGCGAAAAGGGAGGUUAUGUUCGCUAAGGCGAAAUGGGAGCUCUCCGUCGCAGAAACCCUCCGCACCCGGAAUCCCACCUACGAAGAGGUGCAGGAGCGAAAGGACAAGCUCACGGAACUUGCUGGAAACUUCGACGGCAUCCAGACCACGAUCGAAGAGAGCACCAGCAAUUUGGAAGACGUCGCGUCGGUGUUUAACUACCGGCUGCAGUUCGACGAGGUGUACUUCAAGGCUAAAGGAAUAUACACGGCGUUCCUGCAGGAUAAUCAGGACCGGAUGUCCACCUACAGUGCUGAAACCGGGGAAUCCGCAAAUGACCUGAGGGAUGCCAUCAGAGCUCUCGUCGAGACUCAGCAAGCCUUGAUCAUGCACCAAAUUCAACCCCCCGCAGCAGCAGCUGCUGGACCGGCUUCGCAUCAGGACCACCAACUGAACGUGAAGCUCCCUCAGCUCAACAUCCCGGUGUUCAAGGGAGAACGGAAGUACUGGCAUUCUUUCAAGGACCUGUUCGUGAGCACCAUCCACAGCAGGACCGACCUCAAGGACUCGCUGAAGAUGCAGUACCUGCUAUCGUACUUGGACGGCGAGGCGAAGAAAAUGGUCAGCUCGUUCCCUAUCAGUGACGCCAACUACAAAGAAGCCUGGGAAACACUGGAGACUCACUACAACAAGAAAAAGUAUACCGUGUUUGCCCUGGUUCGAGAGUUCAUCGACCAACCAUCUACGACAACCGUGUCCGGGCUCAAGAAGCUGGUGGCCACAUCCGACGAUGUCAUCCGUCAGCUCAAGGCUCUUGGCAAUGAGUUCGAAUCGAGGGAUCCGUGGCUCAUCCACCUCCUGUUGGAGAAGGUGGACAAGGAAACAAGAUCUUUGUGGGCGCAGAAAAUCAUCGAUGUCGACAGUCCAACGUUUGCUGACUUCCUGGAGUUCCUGCAAAAGCGCUGCGAUGCACUCGAAACGUGCACAGCCUUUACGAAGCGGCCAAGUCAGGCGGAUGCCGGAAAGAAGGAGUACUCCAGAGCACCCGGUGGCGAGAAAGUGCAAACCUUCCAUACCAACGCGUCAUCGGCAACAUGCGCUAAGUGCUCAAAGGAUCACCCGAUCUAUCACUGUGACCGCUUCAAGGAAAUGGACGUCUCGGCGCGCAGAGAGUUGGCACAAAUGUCAAAACUGUGUUUUAACUGUUUGCGCUCCUCCCAUACAGCGAAGAAAUGCCCUUCGAAGUCUGUCUGCCGCUCAACGGAUUGCAAGCAACGUCACCACACCCUGUUGUGCACGCAGGGGGCAACACAAGCUGUCAAGAAACCGGAGCAGGAUCAGCCCAACCAGGAAUCCAAUCUGGAAUCAGCGUCGUCGGUCAACGUCAACUCAACACAGGCGGUGAAUGAAACAUCUACAAUUACGCUACUGCCAACGGUGGUGGUACGUGUCAAGGGCAGCGACGGUCUACUGCACGAAGUACGAGGACUAAUCGACAGCGGUUCGCAGGUGUCACUAAUCACGGAAGCGUGCGUAAAGCGUCUUGGGUUGAGACGUAGCAACGCUACACUGGAGGUCACCGGCGUCAACGCAGAGGUUGUCGGUCGCACAGCCGGCAAGGUCAUGCUGGUGUUGUCAUCGCGCUUCGAGGAUGAAAUCAAGCUAACCACUCAAGCCUACGUCCUAGGGAAACUGACGGCAACCCUGCCGUGUCAGCGAUUCAGCGAAUCCAAUGUGCCCUACUUGCAGGGGCUGCAGUUGGCCGACCCGCAGUUCAACAAGCCGGGAGCAAUCGACAUUAUUCUUGGAGCCGAUGUCUUCCUGUCGGUAUUGGAAUCAGGACAGGUCAAGAACCACAACGGAACUCCUGUGGCACAACAUUCCAUUUUCGGAUGGAUGGUCGCAGGUAAGCUCGCGAAACAGGAAUGUGUUCAUGCCUACCACUCGGUCAUCAAUCUGAACCAAGAGAUUGACAUCGACCGGACGUUGCGGUUGUUCUGGGAGGAUCAGGAACUUCACAAUCCCAAGCAACUCACUAAGGAUGAACAAAGGGUGGUUGAAGGUUUCAACUCCACUCUCACACGCUCGCAGGAAGGUCGCUUCAUCGUCCGUUUGCCAAUGGAUGACUCGAAGCUCAAGUUGGGAAACUCUCUGGUCGCCGCCACCAGGCGAUUGAGAUGCAUGGAACGUCGAUUCGAGAAUGACAGCGAUUUCAAACAGCGAUAUGUGGCGUUCAUGCGGGAAUAUCAAGAGCUAGGCCACAUGAGGAUUGUGCCGCCAGCGGAGGUCGACGUCGACUGCUCGAAGGCAUACUACCUGCCGCACCAUGGAGUGGUAAAAGAGGACAGCAUCACCACCAAACUCCGGGUUGUGUUCGAUGGGUCGUCUGCUACCACGACCGGAGUAUCGCUCAAUGAUAUUUUGUUGGAUGCCCCGAACAUCAACGCAGAUCUGUUCGACGUGUUGCUGCGAUUCCGAUCGUACCCGGUGGUCUUCAUAGCGGACAUCGAGAAGAUGUACCGCCAGGUACUAGUGCACCCUGGCGACACCGACUACAUGCGCAUCGUAUGGCGAGACUCACCCGAUAAGCCUAUCCAGCAUUUUCGUCUUCUUACCGUUACCUACGGUUUGAAGAACUCAGGGUUCCUCGCGAUGGCAGCGCUGCACAAGGCAGCUGAAGCAUACGAAUCAACAUACCCGGAAGCAGCGGAACGAGUCGUGAAACAUACCUACGUCGACGAUCUAACAUCAGGUGCGAAUUCGGCGGAAGAAGCAAUGCAGCUCAUCGUGCAAAUCAACGAGAUUCUUGGGGAAGCUGGGUUUACUCUUCGUAAAUGGAGUUCAAACUCGCCUGAAGUACUGGGAUCAUUGUCGGACACCAUCAUCACCUCGAUGCCGAUCCAAUUCCCGGACGAACGAAACACUGUGAAGGCGCUUGGGAUACACUGGCUUCCAACCGAGGACGUUUUCACGUUCAAAGUGACCAUGCCUACCGACGGGCCGAACACGAAACACCAGCUGUUGUCGGACUCGGCGAAGCUAUUCGAUCCAUUCGGAUGGUUCGCACCGGCGAUUGUACGAGUCAAGAUCCUCUAUCAAAAAUGUUGGCUCUACGAUCUCAACUGGCACGACAAGCUACCACCAACCAUCGAAGAGGCGUGGAUCGAGGUUAAGGAGAAUCUGCAUCUACUGGAAGAAGUCAAGUUGCCUAGGUGGGCAGCAAACUACAACGGACGCAUCGAGCUGCACGGUUUCUCAGAUGCUUCUGAGGAGGCAUAUGCGGCUGUGGUAUACCUGCGGUCGGUCGACAGCAACGGAGAAGUUCAUGUUACCUUGCUCGCCGCGAAAACGAAGGUCGCUCCGGUUCGUCAAAUUUCCAUACCACGUCUGGAGCUCAACGCAGCUGAACUGUUGGCGAAGCUCAUGCAGCAAGUAGCAACACCACUCGAAAGAUUCCAAAUCAAUCAGUACGCCUGGACGGAUUCCACCAUCGUAUUGCAGUGGCUGUCCGGCCACCCCCGCAAGUGGAACACCUACAUAGCAAAUAGAACCUCUUCGAUUUUGGACAUCCUGCCUAGAAAGCACUGGGCUCACGUCACUUCCAAGGAAAAUCCUGCCGAUUGUGCAUCCCGUGGCGUAUCUCCGUUGGAGCUUGUCAACCAUCCGCUAUGGUGGUCAGGGCCCCCAUGGCUAUCCGACGAUUCCUCAACGUGGAACCGAGACGCACCAGAUGAUACUCACGACGAAGAAACUCUAGAGGUACGUAAGCGCUAUCAGUCACUCAAUACUACCGUAAGCUUUCCAGAAACGACACACGUCAUCGAAAGGGAGAUUUUGGAACGACGAUCCAAUCUUUCUGCCGCUUGCUGGCAGCUCGCCCGCGUCAGGAGAUUCGUUUGCAACCUGAGAUGCACGAUUACCGGCAGCAGCAAGGUCUCCGGUUCAAUUUUGCCAUCCGAGCUGCAUGAGGCGCGGUUGCAGUUCAUCCGAUUGGCACAGCAGGACUCCUUCCAAAGCGAAAUCAAGGCCCUCGUUCGUGGCGAUGAAGUUCCAUCCAAAUCCAGCAUCGCAAGCCUGUACCCAUUCCUGGACGGUACCGGCACACUGAGGGUAGGAGGACGAUUGCAGCACUCGGUGUACUCUUUCGACGUCAAGCAUCCGAUAAUCGUACCGAAAAAUCAUCGCUUCACAAAACUGCUGGUGGAGGAGAUUCACGUAAACAACUGCCAUGCCGGGCCAACUUUGAUGACAGCCACAAUCAACCAGCGGUACUGGAUCCAAGGUUGUCAAACAGUGAUUAAACAGCACAUUCGGAAGUGUAUGCCGUGUUGUCGUCAAAAGGCCCAGACCGCAAAACAGCUUAUGGGAAGUUUACCGGCUGCCCGGGUGACAGCAUGUCGCCCUUUCGCUCACGUUGGGGUGGACUAUGCCGGUCCGAUAUUGGUGCGUUGCAGCAACACCCGCGGUGCGCGGUGUAUGAAAGGAUAUAUCGUUGUCUUCGUCUGCCUUUCAAGUAAAGCCGUUCACUUGGAAGUCGCAGGGGAUUUGACCACCGACACCUUUUUGGGAGCGUUCAAAAGGAUGAUUGCACGCCGUGGAUAUUGCAACGAAGUGUGGUCGGAUAACGGCACGAAUCUGGUGGGAGCUGAUCGACAGCUACAGGAGAUCUACGAGACAGUCACCAAACAUGUCAAGCAAAAGGAACACUUCUUCACAAACCUCGGGAUUCGCUGGCGAUUCAUACCACCGGCAAGCCCUCAUCAAGGUGGUAUAUGGGAAGCGGCGGUGAAAAGCGCUAAGGAGCUGCUUCGACCGAUCCUGGGCGACGAGAAGCUUACUCACGAGGAACUCUCAACGGUGUUGUGUCAAGUGGAGGCUUGUCUCAAUUCGAGACCCCUCUGCCCGAUGUCGUCAAGUCCCGAUAGUUUCGAAGCACUUACACCGGGGCACUUCUUGGUUGGGCAGCCCCUAAAUCUGCUACCUGAACCGGACGUCACGCAUCUCAAGAUGAACCAACUCGAUAGAUGGCAGCGGGUUCAACGGUACACGGAAGAGUUUUGGCGACGUUGGCGUGACGAGUACAUCGCCACGCUGCAACCCAGAGGCAAAUGGAAAACCAAGCAAGAGAACCUGAAACCUGGACAUCUGGUUCUCGUGAAGAACGACAAUAGCCCGCCGUCGGCUUGGGAAAUGGCCCGUAUCGUAGCUGUUCACCCGGAUCAACAAGGACUGGUUCGCAACGUCACGCUUCGCAGAGGCAAAUCAGAGUACCAACGAUCCGUCCAGAAGCUGUGUCCUCUCCCUGAUUGA
This is a messenger RNA of Aedes albopictus (Asian tiger mosquito), 5559 nucleotides long. RefSeq lists its product as uncharacterized. Gene Ontology annotation, molecular function: zinc ion binding; nucleic acid binding. The record is from RefSeq and is a predicted model, not a curated record. NCBI's taxonomy places the organism in Eukaryota, Metazoa, Arthropoda, Insecta, Diptera, Culicidae. The coding region runs from base 1 to 5559 and encodes 1852 amino acids. The transcript has 3 exons. Gene Ontology annotation, biological process: DNA integration.